AAGUCAAUAGCAGCUGUCUUUUAUCAUUCAAAAAUAGUCCGAAAUAUUCUUUGCUCUCAUAAAGAAGCAAAGGACAUUUUUCAUUUUAAUUUAAAUCUAGUUCAAGCCAGCCCGUCAUACACGUCACUGUUCUUGGGAUUAGUGCCGUUUUACUGUCGCUGAAGGAUGGUUUUGUCAUCAUCACAGCAAGUCGUGGUCGCAUUCACGGUUGUGCUAUUUGCUUUUGUAGUUUUGCCAAGAAUGUUUGGCGUUGGAACAACUGGAUCGAAAGAUAAAGCGUUUGAUCCAAGAUACAACAGAAAAGCUGGCCCAGGUCCCGGGCCAGGAGCCGUGAGAGGACAGCCCGUGAGCAUGAAGACCCCCCCUGGCUCCAAAGCUCAGACACUCGAGAACAUGCAACAGAUGAAGAUGAUGAUGGAGCAGGAGAUGAAGAGUGACAAGUACAAACCUAACAGCAACAAGGGCUAUGUGUUCACACUGAUGCCUCUGUAUGCUAUUGGAGUGGGCUUGUUUGCAGCUUACAAGUUUCUGAAGAUCAAGUCUGCAGAUGACACCAAUAUCCAGAAAAACAAGGUUGCCAAAGGAGCCAAGAAAUCAGAGGAGACAGAGAGCCAGCUUACCGAGCUGGAGCAACGACUGGCCCAAACCGAGAAGAUGCUCAACUCUAUCCUCACCCAGUUGGACCCACUGACCAACUGUGUGAAGUCUGUGGCACAGGAGCAGAAGAACGAGAUCAUGUCUCAGCUCCAGACCAUACGCCACCUGAUGAAGAAGAGGGGCAUGGACUGUCCUCCUCUGAACAUCGAAGAACCUUCCUGCGAGAAGAACCUGGACGACCUGAUAGAAUCACUGGCAGCCCAUGAAUCCUUACCUGAGGAGCACACCUCCGUGACCAAGCCACAAGAUGGCGCCGGAGAGGAGAGGGCAGGGGAGCCUCCCCUCCAUCCACAACCCUCAGCGCUGGAGACGAAGGAGACACGCGCGGAGGGAGAGGAGGAACGCCAGCUGGAAAAGCUGGAGGGAGAGGAGGAGGAGGUGGCAGAGGGAGAUGAGGAGAACAUGGACGAUAGGGAGCUCAUGCCAUCUUUAGAGUGUUCCUCUGACACCAACAUUGAGGACAUGGGGCCUGUUCAGAACUUUGCCGAAGAACCGUCUGGUCUCAGACGACGCAACAGACCAGAAUGAACGAUCCAGACUUCUUUCAAACCGUACACAAGUCCAACAAAUGAUUUAUAUUCUUUUAAAUAGCACUACAGUCAUUUAUCAGGAUUGCUUUUUCAUUGAAAAAAAGCACGAGCAAUACAGCUAGUUAUAACUUAUGUGUCAAGACAAUGUGUGUGCUGGUGUGUCAUUGCCCUGUUUGUAUGCAUUUAAUAGCUUUGAACAGCUAAACUUUACCCUAGCUAUGACAAUUGCCAGUGAAUUUCAGGUCUUAGGUUUGUGUGCUUCACCCGACCUUUGACCUUCUAAAGCUUUCUCGUUAGUGACCAACUGUCAGCGUGGCCUCACCUGUGCUGCUGGUUCUCUGUUUCAUUGACUUCAUUGAUGUUCUGUAAGUUCAUAGGACCCUGUUGUCCUUCAUAGCUAAUGCAAGACUCCAAAACCUCACUGUUACAUUUUAUGCAGAUUUGCACGCCAUAGAAUAGUCCACACUACUUAAAACACGACAGCCUCAGUAGACAGAAUCUAGUUGAGCAGUUCGUCUUGUGGCAUGUGUUAUGUGGUUUCCAAUAUUUUAUGCAUGUUUCUGUUUUUCUACCAAAAUAGUUUUGUGGUAGGAUGUGUGUUCUAGUGAUGAAUGUGUUCAGAUUGUUUUAGAGGGAAACGAGUGACAAUCAGGAUAGACUCAUGAAUUUGAUGCUUUAAAUGGCUUGUAAAUGUUUGUUUUUGGAACUUCUUUGUUUGAAAGAAUCCUGUUUAGACGGAAAACAUUUGAUUUAUACACAUCCAUUGAUCGGUUUGCGCUAUAUAUUGUCCUGUUCUGCAUAUACUGUUUCAUAUUUACAGUAGAUUUUUAUAAAAAGUCCUCUGAUGAAGUCUUCAGGUUGAUAUAGUCUCAUUGUGAGAUUUUCGAUUGGGCAUCACAGUUAGCCCUGAGGCUAGCGCAAGUGAGGAAAAACUGUGAAGUGUUUGUAAUAUUGAAGGAUUUAUGUCAAGCAAUCAAUAACCAAUACUAUACUUCCAGAUUCCAAUCUUAACCUUACAAAAAAGUACAUAAGCUGAUAUUUUAAAUUUCAACGCAUUGUACAUAGUUGUUUUUUAAAUUGUGGUGAGCUCAACAUCCUUUGAAAUAAUUUAUUUUGUGUACCUGUUUCCUGUGUAUUCAUGCUGUGUGAUGAAUACUGUGCGUCGAGGGAAACUGAAGCGAAGGAGCACAUGUUCCAUGCCUUACUAGAAAAUAAAGUUGUGAUGUGUGGCUGC
Osmerus eperlanus (European smelt) is the source of this 2421-nucleotide messenger RNA. RefSeq names its product coiled-coil domain containing 107 (gene ccdc107). The transcript is spliced from 6 exons. Gene Ontology annotation, cellular component: neuron projection; intracellular membrane-bounded organelle; neuronal cell body. Bases 166 to 1185 code for a protein of 339 amino acids. Gene Ontology annotation, biological process: protein localization to cell surface; synaptic transmission, cholinergic. Lineage: Eukaryota; Metazoa; Chordata; Actinopteri; Osmeriformes; Osmeridae. The record is from RefSeq and is a predicted model, not a curated record.